Malus domestica (apple) is the source of this 390-nucleotide messenger RNA. RefSeq lists its product as uncharacterized. The record is from RefSeq and is a predicted model, not a curated record. NCBI's taxonomy places the organism in Eukaryota, Viridiplantae, Streptophyta, Magnoliopsida, Rosales, Rosaceae.
AUGGCUAAGAAAGGCGGAAAGGUUGAACACGAAUGCAGGACAUCGGGAGUGGUGGUAGAGAAGAUGGCUGAAUACAUGGAGACGGAUGAGUGCAUCAAGGCAUGCGGUGUUGAUAGGAAGGCAAUUGGAAUUUCCUCUGAUACCCUCCUUGACCCUCGAGUUCUCAAUAAGCUUUGUUCAACUGCUUGUUACCACAAGUGCCCUAACAUUAUUGAACUUUACUUCAACAUGGCUGUUGGAGAAGCUCUGGGAGGAAUUGCUGCAUGUGGGGGGAGAGAGGUCUCAAUUUCAGUUUUUGAACUAGAGGAGAAAAUGGAAAAUUUAGACACGCGUUUGUCAAAAAUUGAGAUAUCAAAGAGGCUUUCAGGGGUUUUAGGUUGUAUUUCUUAA